Molecule: messenger RNA, 2250 nt
Organism: Onychostoma macrolepis
Lineage: Eukaryota; Metazoa; Chordata; Actinopteri; Cypriniformes; Cyprinidae
Product: gastrula zinc finger protein XlCGF26.1-like
Exons: 3
Coding region: 112-1629 (505 amino acids)
Biological process (GO): regulation of transcription by RNA polymerase II
Cellular component (GO): nucleus
Molecular function (GO): DNA-binding transcription factor activity, RNA polymerase II-specific; RNA polymerase II transcription regulatory region sequence-specific DNA binding
Source: RefSeq, a predicted model, not a curated record
CGACUUUUGUUUUGGUGUGGCGGCGUGACGUCACAGGUCUGCGCGCGCGCGCCCGCGUCUCUGUUGUGAUUCGGCGGAGGAAAGACAGGACCGACUCGCACUGCUGCACAGAUGGCGUUUAUUAAAGAGGAGACCGAAGACAUCAGGAUCGUAGAAGUGUUCAGUCUGAAGCAAGAAGAGACGGAGGAACAGACGGAUCUGAAGCCGCUGAAAGAGGAGCGUGAAGUACUGAAUGAAAGGGAAGAGAACGAUCAGUUUAAGAGCCAUGGUUUCAUAACUGGAGAAAAAUCUUUGAGGAGCUCACAGACUGAAAAGAUACGAAAAAAAGCUCAGAAGACUAGCGGCCAUUUCACCUGCUCUCAGUGUGGAAAGAGUUUUGCUCAAAAUAGAAACCUUAAACGGCACAUGACAGUUCACAGUGUGGAGAAGCCUUUUGCAUGCCAGCAGUGUGAGAAGAGCUUUAAAACAGAACGGAACCUCAUGAAUCACACUCGCACUCACACUGGAGAGAAGCCGUACAAAUGUGAUCAGUGUGGAAAGAGUUUCAGAUAUAAAAGAGAUCUGGACUCUCACAUGAUCAGUCACACUGGCAAGAGCCCUUUCACCUGCAAAGAGUGCGGGAAGGUCUUAAAAUGCAAAGUUAACCUUGGGUACCACAUGCUCAUUCACACCGGAGAGAAGUCCUUCACAUGCGUUCAGUGUGGGAAGAGUUUCAGACAUAAAGUAAGUCUUGAUAACCACUUGAAGGUUCACUCGGGAGAAAACCAUUUUGCAUGUCAACAGUGCGGGAAAAGUUUCAUUGAGAAAGGAAACCUCAAAAUCCACAUGAGACUUCACACCGGAGAGAAGCCUUACACUUGCACUCAGUGCGGAGAGAGCUUCACAUAUAAAAGAGCUCUCGACUCCCACAUGAUCAGUCACACUGGCAAGAGCCCUUUCACCUGCAAAGAGUGCGGGAAGGUCUUCACUAACAAAGUCAGCCUUAAGUAUCACAUGCACAAGCACACCGGAGAGAAGCCAUUCACCUGCGAUCAGUGUGGGAAGAGUUUCAGACGUAAACAAACCCUUAACAGACACACAAGGAUUCACUCCAAAGAGAACCGCUUUAUAUGUCAAGAGUGCGGAAAGACUUUCCAUAAAAUGAAUCGCUUUGAGAUGCACAGGAAAAAUCACUCUCGAGUGGAACCUCUCAAAUGCCACCUGUGCGGAGGGAUUUUCCCAUUCAUUGAAACCUUUAAGAAUCACAUGAAGCUUCACACCAGAGAGAAGGCUUUCCAGUGCCAUCAGUGUGAGAGGAGCUUCGCGUAUCGGCAAUGCCUGAAACGCCAUGUGCAAACGCAUUCUGGAAAGAAACUGCAGUGCUCUGAGUGUGACAAGAGCUUCAGAAAAAGGAGCAAUUUCAACAAUCAUCUGCGCUUUCACUCUGGACAAAGGCCAUACCCAUGUGAUCAGUGUAAUAAAGGCUUUAUUUUGCCAUCACACGUACAGAUACAUAUGAAAACUCAUGCUUAUGUGAAACCGUAUUUGUGCUCAGCGUGUGGAAAGCGUUUCAAGUGGCCUAGCAAUCUGAAAUGGCACAAGAAAAUACGGAUUUGUUUGAAAUUAAGGCUUCGUUCACUCCGUAGCUGAAUGUGGCCCAGGUUUGAUUUUCUGCUCAAAUGUAGGAUGUUUUUUUGAUGAGGCUGUUUAAAUGUGGCCAGAUGAGCAGUGAUUCAGCCAUGUUCAUUUGUUCUGUUUGCAUCCUUCAUGCAUUCAUUAUAUUUAUUCUUUUGUCAUGUACAUAAUGAACACUUGUAGCCGUGCUUGACCAUCUCCUUUUUGCUAUAGUUUUAAUCAUCAAGUAUCUCUUAAUUUGUAUUGAGGCAUCACUCCAUUCCAUAUAUUGAUAUAUCCGAAUCAAAAUUUCUGUCUUGAUGUGAAAUGGCACGAUGUAAAUGAACAAUUCUAAAUAAAAGGACAUAAAUUGAAUGCAAUUAUGAACACUGCACUGCAUUAUUUAAUUCAUCUUUAUUGAGAGAACGACCUGUUAGAGUUUGGGACGUUUGGAUAAUGUGAACGCUGUCUUCCGAACUUGCAAACCAUACUGAGAAGUGCAAAACAAAUCACAAAUUGCACAUCUAAAAACAAGAUAAUAAUUCAGAUAACACAACAACAAAUCCGAAAACAAAAUAACUCUCUGAAAACACAACGACAAAUCAGACAAAGCUGAAGAGGUAGGUAUAGUUUGAGAAUGGAUUACUCACCGCUGAU